AUGUAUUCAGUGGUGACAAUUAUUAUACUUCUAACAGGACAAACAAAUGGUCAAUACGGUGAAAUAGCAUCACUUAUUGGUGAUUCUCUUACACCAGGACUUUUCGGCAGUGCAGCUAGCGGUUUAGCUGGAGCUGCUUCAGGUCUUCUCGGCAAAAUUGGAACAUUGUAUCAAAUUGCUCAAGGUGCAUUACAAUUAACAGGUACCGGUGUUGGUAUCCUGAAUCAGGCUGCAGAAGGAAAAUGGUUUAAUAAAGUUGUUGAAGAAGCUAGAAAUGCUAAUCGGGAAAUUCAAGAGAGAACACUGAUUGGAAAUAGACUGGAACCCGAUUACUCUCAGUUUGGCAUUAAUUUUCCUGCACCGGCACCUAGUGACUAUGAUCAUGAAGAAACUGCGAAACCGGAAAGUCUUAUUCCAAUCAAUGCUAAUAAUAUGACAACUGAGAGAAUUGUUUCAACUGAAACUCCAUUAAUUACUUUGUUUCCGGAAGAGAAAGAGACGAAUAAUUUAAACGAAAAAGAAAACCGAAAUACUAUGAAUGUAAUUAGCGUCAAUGAAAACGGAGAAGAGAUUAAUCGUUCUGAAAAUAGAGAAAACACUGAAGCGGAUAAAAAAUUAGAGCUCACUGAAGAGAAAUUAGCAAAAUUACAACGAUUUAUUACAUUGUUACAUGAAAGUAACAUAACAGGAAAUGACUUAAGUGAGUUGACACAAAUGCUCGAAGAAGAAAGAAUGAACAGAUCAAAAUCAGUCAAAUCAACAGCAACCGAAUCUCGAACUGUUUUCACUAAUGCUACAACACUUCAACAAAUAAACAACGAGACAAGCAAAACUUUCAUCACUGCUCCGCCAAUAACUUUCCGACAUAUAGAAACAGGUGAUGUCAUCGAUAACGAAGAUAAUGAUCUACUUCCAUCUUCUACUUCAAGAUCAAGAGCAAGAGCAGCUAUGAUCAAAUAUCAACCAAGCAGACAACCUAGAAUCAAUUCAACAUUGGCAACUAUUUAUCGUCCCAGGAAAUAUCCUCGUCGUAUAGCAUAUCAAGCACGAUUACCGUUUGUCACCAGUGCUACUCAUACUGCAGCUAACAUAGAGAAGCCAAAGCAGUUAGAAGUAAAGAUGAAUGAAAGAGCAAUUCAGCAACUUCACUUAACAAAGCAAAAGCCAGCUGUCCUAAGACAACAGUUUUUGCAACCGACUGCUUUGAAUCCAUAUGGACAAUCGGAAAUUUUCUUAACUGCCCCAGCUUCCGGAAUUUUUCAAACUCCCACACUUCCACCUCCACUUUAUUCGCAACCUAUGAAUGUCAUUAAAUCCUACCCGCCACACAUGUCCGGUUUAGAAGGUCGUAAUACUAAUAAUGGGUUAUGGACUCAUCAGAAUCCUAAAUAUAUUCUAGGAGAGUCGAAUUCAUAUUUUAAUUCAAACGCUGAUCCAUUCAUCUUACCUUUCUAUAAUCGAAAUCCAUCAUAA
Molecule: messenger RNA, 1473 nt
Organism: Brugia malayi
Lineage: Eukaryota; Metazoa; Nematoda; Chromadorea; Rhabditida; Onchocercidae
Gene: Bma-abu-12.1
Exons: 9
Coding region: 1-1473 (490 amino acids)
Source: RefSeq, a predicted model, not a curated record